AUGUCCUUCACAUUAACCCUCCACCUCUGGCUCACCAAACUCUCACCACAUUGCAAUUUCGCUACUCGACCGGCACCUCCAACCCAUUUACCUUCCCCUGGGAAGCUGGCAUUCCCAACACCCCAUUCUGGGACACGUUCUCCUUCAGCCAAGCGGCCUCAAGCCAACCAGAGAAAAUGGCCGUUAUCCUCGACAUCCCUCCAGGAAAAGAUCAAACACGAGGAAGCCAGAUACACUCUCCCAGACAACUUCCAUAACGCUGAUCAUACCCUCUACAGACGUUUCUGGCUUGCUGUCGCCAGCGUCAGCGUAGCCUUGGGACAAACGGACAAGGCGGAGGCCGCGUAUCGAACGCUCGUUACUAAUAGAGAGGACAAGAAUGAUCUGGUGCCUGUUUUCAACCUCUCAGGCUUUUUGAUUCAUUAUGGUACUACGAGCAAAGUUCAAGAGGGUUUGGGAUUGACUGGACCUUGUUUGGAGUGGUUGGAUAAGAAGCUGGGCAGGGCAUCGCCGCAGGGUAUUGAGGUGAUGGGGAAUAUUGCGGAGGCAGAGUGGAAGAUGGGAAGAAGGGAAGAGGCGGAGGGGAUGAUCAAGGAGGCACAUGAGUGUAUUGAUGAAUUGAAGGGGACGAAGUUUGCUGUCUAUGAGGAUGAUGAGAGGGAGUUUACGCAGGAGUGGGAGAAGGGGCUGAGGGAAUAG
This is a messenger RNA of Aspergillus welwitschiae, 699 nucleotides long. RefSeq names its product tetratricopeptide repeat protein. Gene Ontology annotation, molecular function: protein binding. The record is from RefSeq and is a predicted model, not a curated record. The transcript is spliced from 2 exons. Bases 1 to 699 code for a protein of 232 amino acids. NCBI's taxonomy places the organism in Eukaryota, Fungi, Ascomycota, Eurotiomycetes, Eurotiales, Aspergillaceae.